AUGACCAACGCCGCCUCCGACGAGGACGGCGGCCCGGAAACCAGUCCGGCCCAUCCAACCUUGAGUGCCACUGUAAUCCCUGGUCCAAUAAUCGUCGGUGCCGGCCCAUCUGGCCUCGCCACCGCCGCCUCACUCCAUCUCCUCUCUAUCCCCUCCGUCAUCAUCGAACGCUCCGACGGCAUUGCCCAUCUAUGGCGACACCAAAGCUACGACCGUCUGUCUCUCCACCUUCCCAAACAAUUCUGCGAGCUUCCUCACCUCCAUUUCCCCUCCCACCACCCCAAUUACCCUUCCAAAUCCGAUUUCGUCUCAUACCUCGUCUCCUAUGCUCACCACUUCGGUCUUCGGCCACUGUUUCAAUGUGCCGCUACGGCGGCACGGUUUGAUGAGACGGAUUCUCUGUGGCAUGUGGCGGCUGCGCGGAGAUGGCCGGAGGGGAGGGAGCAGGUGGUGGAGUUUGUGUCGCCGUGGUUGGUGGUGGCGACAGGGGAAAAUGCAGAGCCGGUGGUGCCGGAGAUGAAGGGGAGGGAAGCGUUUAAAGGUGGAGUUUUGCAUUCCAGUGAAUAUAAGAAUGGAGUAGACUGUAAAGGGAAGAGGGUGUUAGUUGUCGGUUGUGGUAAUUCUGGAAUGGAAAUGUGUUUGGAUUUGUGCGAGUAUGGUGCAAUGCCAUUCUUAUCAGUUAGAAGCGGAGUGCAUGUAUUACCGAGAGAAUUGCUUGGAAUCUCUACUUUCAGGCUAGCAAUGAAGCUGUUGAAGUGGCUUCCAGUGAGAUUAGUGGAUAAAAUACUAGUAUUAUUGGCGAGGAUGGUAAUUGGAGAUACAGGAAAGUAUGGAUUGAAAAGGCCUAAGAUAGGGCCACUUGAGCUCAAGAAUGCUACUGGAAAAACUCCUGUUUUGGAUGUUGGAGCAUUUAAUCUGAUAAAGAAAGGAAGUAUUAAGAUAGUAUCAGAAGUGGAAUCCCUUACAAGGAAUGGAGCCAAGUUUGCUGAUGGAAGAGAGAUGGCUUUCGACUCUGUCAUUUUUGCUACCGGUUACAGAAGCAACGUCGCUCACUGGCUCAAGGACUGUGAUUUCUUCUCAGAUGAUGGCAAGCCCAAGUACCCAUUCCCCAACGGCUGGAAAGGAGAGAAUGGCCUCUACUGCGUUGGAUUUACAGGCAGAGGACUCCUCGGCGCCAGUAUUGACGCAGAGAAGGUAGCUCUUGACAUUGCAGAUAGAUGGAAGAAUCUCUAAUCUAAAAAACCAGUAACAAAAGCUGGUUUCUUUGUUUUAUGUUAACUUAGAAGUUUAGAAUGAAGCAGGUUUAGCUCGCUCCAAGCAUACAGUUCUUUUUGUUCCCUUUCUUUUCACUGUACAAGGAGCAGUAUUGUAUUUUUAAUUUUUUGUGGGUGGGUGGGAGGUGAAAGGAGCAGAAUAGCAUAGUGUUGCAUGGUCCAUAUUUUGUAUCAGGAGAGAGCAGUGCUAAGCACAGAGAGUGAUGUCAAUGUGAGCUUGGCUUUUGGUUUCAAGUGGUUGCUUCCGCCUCUGUUAUCAGUCCUUUCCUCCUUCUCUGCUCCCCAAAUUCCAGUAGAUUUGGGAGGUAGUGGUUGAUGCUCUUUGUCCUGUAUUUCAGAGAGCAAUGUGUGGCUUUUUGUGUA
Molecule: messenger RNA, 1637 nt
Organism: Dendrobium catenatum
Lineage: Eukaryota; Viridiplantae; Streptophyta; Magnoliopsida; Asparagales; Orchidaceae
Product: indole-3-pyruvate monooxygenase YUCCA8
Exons: 4
Coding region: 1-1233 (410 amino acids)
Biological process (GO): auxin biosynthetic process
Molecular function (GO): flavin adenine dinucleotide binding; NADP binding; N,N-dimethylaniline monooxygenase activity
Source: RefSeq, a predicted model, not a curated record